Molecule: messenger RNA, 1103 nt
Organism: Leptopilina heterotoma
Lineage: Eukaryota; Metazoa; Arthropoda; Insecta; Hymenoptera; Figitidae
Exons: 1
Source: RefSeq, a predicted model, not a curated record
AGCUGAGCGCAAAGGAUCGCCAAGCCGUGUCAAAAGCUUCCGAAUCCGGUACAGAUCUCAGUCGUAUGGAACGCUUUGCUAGUUUUGAUGAUUUCAUUGAAUUCGUAGAUCAACGCUCUAAUGCACUUUGUAUGAUAGCUGCAGAAGCUAAACUUAGUAAGAAUUUCCCUUCCCUUCAGUCUAAAUCUACCAGUAACAGCAAACAUUCACUUCAUACUAGCACGAGUUCCAAAUCACAGGAUUCGAAGGGACACACUCAGAAAUGCUCUCUAUGUUCUGAAGAUCACUAUAUCGGAGCAUAUCUAAAAUUCCUUGAAAAAUCCAUUUCCGAGCGUCGGAAUGAAGCACGUCGCUUACGCCUGUGCUUUAACUGUUCAGGUGCUCACAACGCGAAAAAGUGCAUGUCAAAGCGUAGGUGUUUAACGUGUAAGGAAAAACACCACUCGAGUCUUUGCAAUCCUUCAACAAGCGGAGAGACACCUAAAGAGCCUGUUUCUAAUCUCUCGCAAUCUACACUCAACAAUGUCUCGGCGCUGACCGCCAAUGUGUCAGCUCCAAAACAUUCUGUUGUCCUUGCUACCGCCCAAGUCAUUCUGAAGGGCCCCAAGGGAACUGAAGUUCGGGUUCGUGCUUUACUCGACCAGGGUUCUGAGGCCUCAUUUAUCACUGAAUCUAUAGUUCAUCUUCUUGGAUUACCUCGGAGCCGUACUCAGAUUUCACUGACAGGUUUGGGUGCAUCAGUCGCCGGAACUGCAAACUCUAGUGCUCAAAUCUCCUUGUGUUCAAUUCAUAAUUCUUCAUUUCACUUGGAGACUUGUGCGCUAGUUCUCCCUCGUCUUACUUCGCAACUACCAUCAAGACAACUCUUAGAGUUAGACAUUCAUCAAUUUGAUGGUCUAUCUUUGGCUGAUCCUCACUUUUUCAAACCCGAUUCAGUUGAUUUGAUCUUAGGAUCUGACAUUUAUUGUCAAAUUUUACGUCCCGGACUUAAACGUUUCCCAACUACUUUAUUGAUAGCCCAAUACAGUGUGUUAGGCUGGGUUGUUUCUGGUUCCAUAGACUGUAAUAUGGCACGACGGGCGGAUAUCAGCUUCCCAAAUUGA